Messenger RNA from Myxocyprinus asiaticus (Chinese sucker), 3406 nucleotides. RefSeq names its product transforming growth factor beta receptor-like (gene tgfbr2l). Gene Ontology annotation, cellular component: plasma membrane; signaling receptor complex. Gene Ontology annotation, biological process: transforming growth factor beta receptor signaling pathway; cellular response to growth factor stimulus; protein phosphorylation. Gene Ontology annotation, molecular function: activin binding; activin receptor activity; transforming growth factor beta binding. Bases 116 to 1885 code for a protein of 589 amino acids. The transcript has 7 exons. NCBI's taxonomy places the organism in Eukaryota, Metazoa, Chordata, Actinopteri, Cypriniformes, Catostomidae. The record is from RefSeq and is a predicted model, not a curated record.
UACACACACAGUCCCAAGCUCUCCUGCAGAUGAGUUUAUCUGUGUCUUUGACACGAGCAGACAGAAAAUAAAGGGAACAGUCAACAUUUUGGGAUCUUUGGAUUGUAAAGAUAUUAUGGGUCGAAGAGGCUGGAGUUUGUGGACUCAAACAUCUGUUCUUCUGUGUUUCUGUCUGUUGCAGGCACAGACUUUUACCCUCAUGAAAACCAACCUCUGUAAGUGGUGUGACCACUCGAGUCCUGUAUGCGAAGACAACGUAUGCAUGAGCAACUGCAGUCUGACCUCUUACUGUACUCUGGCUGAAGAAGUGUGUGUAGCAGUAUGGAAGAAGGACAAUGUGAGUGUGAGCGUGCGGACACUGUGUUAUAACCCACAGGAUAUGUUGGAGAACAUAGUGCUGGCCAACUACUCCUCCAAAGAGUGUUUGAUGACACCUCAGCCCUCUGAGGAUGGCCUGCUCUUCAUCUGCGGCUGUAUUGGAGAUCACGAGUGCAAUGACAAACUCAUCUUUGACAAAGGAGCCAAUGGAUUCUCAAGACUGAAGUCAAAAGAUGUCAUCCCAGUGGUAGUCAUAAGCCUGGUUCCACCAAUCCUGGUGGCUGUCAUUGCUACGAUGGCCUUUUACCUCUACCGUAUACGUCAGCCUGGCAAACAACCCAAAGACUGGGCACCAAGGCGCACCCAAUAUCAGUCUCUAGAUCCAGCAGAGGGUUGUGCUGGCCAAGCAAAUGGAAGCGAUUACCAUGGCAAGCUGCCGUCCCUCAGCGAUGAUGCCAGUUCAAAAAUAUCAUCAACUUGUGCCAAUAACCUCAACCACAACACGGAGCAGUUACCCAUCCAGUUAGAGGCGCUGGUGGGUAAGGGGCGCUUCGCUGAGGUGUGGCGGGCACGGCUUAGCCAUAAUGAGGGUGGGCAGUAUGAAACGGUAGCUGUGAAGAUCUUCCCCGCAGUGGAAUAUACCUCAUGGCGGAAUGAAAGAGCAAUAUUCUCAGACGCCAACUUAAAACACGAGAAUGUGGUGCAGUUAUUGACAGCUGAGGAGCGAGGUGGUACUGCUGGCACCCCCCAGAGGCAAUACUGGCUCAUUAUGGCCUAUUAUAGUCUGGGGAACCUCCAGGAGUUUCUGGCUAGUCAUAUCCUCACAUGGGCUGAACUGUGCUCACUAGCAGGCUCUGUGGCAAGAGGCCUGGCACACCUGCACAGCGACACCACGCCCUGUGGCAUGCCAAAGGUGCCCAUUGCCCAUAGAGAUCUGAAGAGCAGCAACAUUGUGUUGAAGAGCCCUAGUGAGUGCGUGCUCUGUGAUUUCGGACUGGCUCUGCGACUCGACCUCUCCCUCACUGUAGAUGAUUUUGCCAACAGUGGGCAGGUGGGGACAGCACGCUACAUGGCCCCUGAAGUUCUUGAGUCCAGAGUGAAUCUAGAAGAUUUGGAGUCCUUUAAACAGAUGGAUGUCUACUCCAUGGCCCUUGUGUUGUGGGAAAUGGUCUCUAGGUGUGAUGUCAUAGGAGACGUAAAGAGUUAUGAGCCCCCAUUUGGCUCCAAGGUGUGUGAGCAGCCAUGUGUAGACAGCAUGAGAGACCUGGUGUUAAGAGACAGAGGAAGACCAGACAUCCCAGUGAGCUGGACAACACAUCCAGGCAUGCAGCUGUUGUGUUCGACUAUAACUGAGUGCUGGGAUCAUGACCCGGAGGCUCGUUUGACGGCACACUGUGUGGUAGAGCGCUUUAAUACUCUGGCACAGGAAGAGCUGGAGAACUCUAUCUCCACCCACACACCCAUACUGCCCUCCACUGAGCAGCAAACUCCAUCCCUCCUCCCCUCUCCUCUGCCCUGCAUUGACCACAGCACUGGCAUCCAUAACCCCAUUACAGCUGAUACGUAGAUUACUGCUUCCUCCAGGCAACAGUCAAAUGUGACCUGCCUGAAAAAUCAGACUUGAUUUUGUAAUACCUAUUAGUUUAUUAUGUGGAGCUGGUCUCCGUUUUUCCUUAAAUGCUUUACAGGCGUACAAAAGAGGGUUUCUGUGCCAUUAUAUCCUCGUUUUCUUGUAUGCUGUUGCAGAGGAUGCUGUCAGGGGUGGAACAUUUCUCUGUUAGACUGCAUUGUGCCUGCAUUGUGCCCGUAAUGCAACAAAAGUUGUAGUAAGUGUAGUGAUUGUAGGAGGGAAGAUGGUGAGAGUAUUUGGCAGAAGGCUCCUUACUGUGCAAAUUGUGCCAUUUUUACGAACUAAAAUGUUUUUUCAAAAAAUGUUUACCACACUAUUUUCUCAUUUGAAAUUUUCCAUUCCUCUUUCUGAGACACUCAUUUUUAACAUCCACAUAUGAUCCUCCCAUAAUCUCGGCUUUGCUGUGCCUUCAAUAUGAUUAACCACAGACCUGCAGCUGAAAUUACGAGUCAAAAGGACAAAGCAGUAACCGGAAAUAACUGCUGUUUUUGGAUGUAAAAAAAAGUCCAGUUUUACUGUACUGCUCAUACAGUUUUAGAAACUUCAAUAAGUCUGAUAUUAUUGUUCCCUUUGCUUAAAUGAGUUCAUUUGCACUGACCCUUUUAACCAUUGACCGGAUUAUUUAAACGGCAUCCAGAUAAAUUUUUUUCAUCAACAAUGACGUCUGGUCAAAAAGACUCACCUCAGAAGUUGUAAAACAUCCUGUUAAUUCCAGACUUUGAUCAUAAUCAGUUAACUUACCCAAAUUAAAAAAAAUAAAAUAAAAAAAAAGAACCUUUAAAAGACUCACUUCUUAAGGUUAACAAGAUUCAAUAAGCCAGUGAUUUGUUCAUUACUGCAGCGAGCUCAGGUCACAGACAAAGACUAAUUGAGAAAAGCAUGACACUGAAUUCACCCUUUGCCAAACUAUGCCGGCUCUGGGUAUACUGUGUCACCCCACCCCAUAGGUUUUGGAUGCUGUAAACCAAUCCAAACACAGGACUUCCAUAGACUUGCAUUAGAACUUUGUCUGAUAAAUUGGUGGACGCCAACAGUACCAAAGGUAUGACUGGCUAGUAAAAAUUUUUAAGGCAGGGCUUAGCAAAAAGUAAAAGUCUUUUCUCUAAACAGCUCAAAAUUACACUGCAGCUAAACAUUUUUUAGCAAUCUGAGGUUCACCCAAAUUCUUCAGAGCUAGUUUGAGGGACAUGGAAAAUUCAUACCAGAUUGCGCACUGGAAAAAGAACUGAUGGAGAUCUGUGCAAAUGUCAACAUGAAAAUAUGGCAACCUGUUAUGUUUUUCCAGUACUGAGGAUGGAGCAAACAAAGUGUGUUGAGUCAUUUUGCUCAUUCCUGUUGUGAACUGGUUUUGCAAUUGUACAAUAAGAAGUACAUAUAUAAUUGAUGCAUAUUGUAACAUGUCAACAUCAAGAUUUUAGGUAAAAAUGUAUAUGAAUAUUAAACAUUUGGUUUUCACCA